Molecule: messenger RNA, 1821 nt
Organism: Triticum turgidum subsp. durum (durum wheat)
Lineage: Eukaryota; Viridiplantae; Streptophyta; Magnoliopsida; Poales; Poaceae
Source: the annotation of a GenBank genome assembly
AUGGAUGUUGAGUCGUCGAGGCAACAAGGUCCCAAGGGGGACGCCAGCUCCAACUCCAUGGCUGCGGCCUCCGAGGUCUCUGUGGACUGGAGGGGCAGGCCUUGCAGGCCUGAAAGGCAUGGAGGCAUGAAGGCUGCUGUGUUAGUCCUAGGGAUCCAGGCGUUCGAGAUCAUGGCGAUCGCGGCGGUGGGGAACAACCUCAUCACCUACGUGUUCAACGAGAUGCACUUCCCGCUGUCCAAGUCGGCCAACAUCGUCACCAACUUCAUAGGCACCAUGUUCCUCCUCUCCCUGCUCGGCGGCUUCCUCUCCGACUCCUACCUCGGCAGCUUCUGGACCAUGCUCAUCUUCGGCUUCGUCGAGCUCUCAGGGUUUAUACUGCUGGCGGUGCAGGCGCACCUGCCGCAGCUGCGCCCGCCGGCGUGCGACAUGAAGGCGGCCGGGCAGUGCGAGGAGGUGGCCGGGGUGAAGGCCGGCAUCUUCUUCGCCGCGCUCUACCUGGUGGCGCUGGGCAGCGGGUGCCUCAAGCCCAAUAUCAUCGCCCACGGCGCCGACCAGUUCCGGCGGGACGGCGAGGAUCAGGCCGUCGAUGGCGGGAAGCGGCUCUCCAGCUACUUCAACGCGGCCUACUUCAGCUUCUGCGUGGGCGAGAUGGUGGCGCUCACCGUGCUUGUCUGGGUGCAGACACGCUCCGGGAUGGACGUCGGUUUCGGGGUCUCUGCCGCCGCCAUGGCGGUCGGCCUUGUCAGCCUCGUCGCCGGCGUCUUCUUCUACCGGAACAAGCCACCGCAGGGCAGCAUCUGCACGCCCAUAGCAAAGGUCUUCGUCGCCGCGGUAGCCAAGAGGAAGCAAGUGUGCCCAUCGUCCAGGGCCACAGUGCAGGGCAUGUCCUCCACGGGUGCACAUGAGACGCGUCUCAACACCACCAAUAUCUGCCGCAUCAAUAAGUUAAGGUUCUUGGACAAAGCGUGCGUGAAGGCGCAGGACGGUGGCAGCAAAGAGAGCGAGUGGGGGCUGUGCACGGCGGCGGAGGUGGAGCAGGUGAAGGUGCUGCUGUGCGUGGUGCCCAUCUUCGCGUGCACCAUCGUCUUCAACACCAUCCUCGCGCAGCUUCAGACCUUCUCCGUGCAGCAAGGGAGCGCCAUGGACACCCGGCUCGCCGCCAACUUCCACGUCCCGCCGGCGUCGCUCCAGGCCAUUCCCUAUAUCAUGCUCAUCGUCCUCGUCCCGGCCUACGAGGCCGUCUUCGUGCCCGCCGUGCGCCGCCUCACGGGGGUCGGCACGGGCAUCACGCCGCUCCAGCGGAUCGGGGUCGGCCUCUUCGCCGUCACCUUCUCCAUGGUGGCCGCCGCGCUGGUCGAGGCCCGCCGCCGUCACUCGUCCGUCUCCGGAGACGGGCGAGCGCUGUCCAUCUUCUGGAUCGCGCCGCAGUUCCUGGUGUUCGGGCUGUCGGAGAUGUUCACGGCCGUGGGGCUCAUCGAGUUCUUCUACAAGCAGUCGCUCUCCGGCAUGCAGGCCUUCCUCACCUCCAUGACCUACUGCUCCUACUCCUUCGGCUUCUACCUCAGCUCCGUGCUGGUGUCGCUCGUCAACAGGGUGACCUCGAGGAAUGGCGGAAAUGGCUGGCUCAGCAACAACGACCUCGACAAGGACAGGCUAGACCUCUUCUACUGGCUCCUGGCCGCGCUCAGCGUCCUCAACUUCUUCAACUUCCUCUUCUGGUCGAGGUGGUACUCCAACAGCGUCGAGACGGUGCAGGUUGCCGGAGUUGGAGGCGAUGGUGGCAGCAGUGAGCAGGAGGAUGAGAAGGGCUCUGCGUGA